AUGACUCUUACACUUAGAAUUUUCAUCACAUUAUUAUUAACACUAACAAUAUCCACAUUUACGACUGCGAAAACUCGAGCUUUGCUCAAUGAUCUUAGUCCUACGGAGUCAUAUACUCGGCUUAACUCGGGCGAUGAUCAAAGUUCAAGUGGUUGUUGGGACUCAAUGCUUAAACUGCAAUCAUGCUCAGGAGACUUAAUUCAGUUUUUCUACAAUGGUGAGACUUAUUUGGGCACAGAUUGUUGCAAUGCAAUGAUCGUCAUAGUCCAAGAUUGUUGGCCUGUUAUGUUAAACUCAUUGGGCUUAACUUCAGAAGAAAUUGGUGUUCUUAAAGGCUACUGUGAUGCUUCUGCUCCAAGCCCACCAAGCCCCCCUAUUGCUCCUGGGCCCACUAAGCUUCAGAUUAUGGAUCAACUACUUAAUUAG
Messenger RNA from Amaranthus tricolor (Joseph's coat), 426 nucleotides. RefSeq names its product egg cell-secreted protein 1.3-like. NCBI's taxonomy places the organism in Eukaryota, Viridiplantae, Streptophyta, Magnoliopsida, Caryophyllales, Amaranthaceae. The transcript has a single exon. Bases 1 to 426 code for a protein of 141 amino acids. The record is from RefSeq and is a predicted model, not a curated record. Gene Ontology annotation, biological process: double fertilization forming a zygote and endosperm.